AUGUCCGAUAUACCCCCAGAAGCCAUGACCGACGUCCCAACCCAGCUCCCGGAGCUACUCUCGCCAUGGACUCUGCCGUUUGACCUCGCCGAAGUCAUCCUCAUUCGCCUUCCGGUGAAAACCCUCAAGCGCUUCCGGGGCGUCGAGAGUUCCUGGCGUGCUCUGAUCGACAGCGAGAAGUUCGCCAAAGCCCACCUGAAGCAUUCCCUGACAUCCAACUCCAACCGGAAUAUCAUCAGCGGCGUGCUCGGCUUUCAAUGGAUGGGCCUGGACUCGCUCGACGGGGCACGGUCUAUCGAGCUGGAGUACGAGUACGACAAGAGACACAUGCACGCGGUUUCCAACUCCAUCAACGGUUUGUUUGUGGUUACGAGGGAGCCGGAGCCUCCGAUUCUGUGGAACCCUUUCGCGAGGGAGCACAAGGUGUUGCCCAAAUGUCCAAUUGAUUUCCCGCUUAAUUUCCCGCUCGUAUCGUCCUGCUAUUGCGAUAUCACGCACGGGUUCGGCUACGACUCCGAAAAUGACGACUAUAAGCUUGUGAAGGUUAUGUGGUUUAGAAAUCGCGAUGCCUGGUUGGCUUCCGAGGAGUGGAUUUACAGCCUUAAGUUGAAUUCCUGGAGGAGGACCAUGGGUACGUUCUACAGGGGGCCCUGGCCCACCCACGUUGAAGGAGUCCUCCAUGCCCUUGUUCGGACUGGUUGGGGUCCUGGUCUGUCCGAUACUAAAAUCAUGGGUUUCAAUAUUGUAAGCGAGAGGGAUCGUGAGGUGGCGAUGCCCAAGGCAGACGAGAAGGGUCUUGUUCAUCUGAAGCUGGACUUGUUCGAUGGACGUCUACUUGCUCUGUUCUGUACUUAUGCUUCUGAUGUCGUGGUCUGGGUAAUGGAGGAGUACGGGGUAAAGGAGUCAUGGGUCCCGUUGAUAACGACCCGGAUCGAGAAAGAUGGUUUUAUUUGGCCGAUUGCUUACACCAAGAAUUUUGACAAGAUUCUCGUCAACUGCAGUGGUAGAUCACUUGCUCUAUUUGGUGUGAGGAGUCCUAGUGUUGAGCAUUUUGCAUUGCCUUCUGGAGUUUGGAAUAAGCUUUGUGUUGAGACACUGAUUUCACCUCAGGGCUGGAACAGAAAGGAUUCCAAGGAAGAAAGCUCGACUAAGGAUCAUAUCGAGGAUGGAGGAAAUAUCAACAAUGGCAACGAGACAAUGAAGAACAAUGGGUCGGAACGCCACUCGAUUAGGCCACUGAGUGCAUAUUUGGCUCUUUGUUCAUCUAAUGUUUGCUUAGGUGAUAGAUCAUUGCACCGUGUGCCAAUGCUUCUCUAUUUCUUUCAAUGCAGGAAUGUUUCGUUAAAUGUUAUCAGUAGUUCAUCACUCACGCUUGUCUUGGCUCUUGAGAGGGCAGUGAUAUGCGGGAAUUUUCCUGGGUACUCAUUUGAGCAUGUAUGGAAAGCUCUUGAUGGUGAGGCAGCUGGAUUGGAGCUGGGGACUGUUUUCUUUGGUCUGGCUGGUGAUCUUGGCGGCUCAUAUUUUGGUGUCUCUGGGCGAACUGUCUUCUUGAGAGCCCGUGAUGGAGAUGCCAUGAAAGCCCGUGAUGGGGAAGCCAUGAAAGCACGCGAUGGGGACGCAGCUGGGGAAAAGGUGGGUUUGGUUUUCUUCGUCUUGGCUGGCUCAGAUUUUGCUGAGUCAUUCUUUGGUUUGUCUGUGUAG
Messenger RNA from Striga asiatica, 1701 nucleotides. NCBI's taxonomy places the organism in Eukaryota, Viridiplantae, Streptophyta, Magnoliopsida, Lamiales, Orobanchaceae. The record is from the annotation of a GenBank genome assembly.